Molecule: messenger RNA, 1041 nt
Organism: Penicillium egyptiacum
Lineage: Eukaryota; Fungi; Ascomycota; Eurotiomycetes; Eurotiales; Aspergillaceae
Source: the annotation of a GenBank genome assembly
AUGGCUCCUGGACUUAUUGACCCUCCGAACGCCAGCGCCACCAAGCAUGCGAUCCCUGUGAGCAAGCUUGAGCAAGUUAUUCCUAAACUUGAAAUUCCUACGGUUGACAUCUCAAGCUUCCUUGCCAACCCAAACUCCGAAGAGGCACAGAAGAUCAUCCCCACCGUGAGAGCAGCCUGCCGCUCCACCGGAUUCUUCCAGGUCAUUGGCCACGGAGUCUCCGCCGAUCUUCAGCAAUCCGUGUUUGAAGGAGGCAAGAAGUUCUUCUCCCUACCAUUCGAGACCAAAAAGGCCCUCGACUCUAAGACCGUCCGCGGCCACCGCGGCUACGAUGUGCUCGCCUCGCAGUCCUACGAAGCGGGUAUAAUGCCCGAUCUCAAGGAAGGCUGGUACGUCGGCGAAGACCUCCCAGACGAGGACCCGCGCGUUCAGGCAGGCCGGUUCUUCAUGGGCCGCAAUGUCUGGCCGGACGAGGCCAAGCUAGCACACACGGACUUCCGCACGCCCUGCGAGCAAUACCACCAGGCACUUAGCGCCCUUGGCAAGCAGAUAAUGAAGCUUAUUGAGCGCACGCUGCCAUAUGGCUCGGGUAUCUUCGAUGACUUCGUGUCCAACAACCCCAUCACGCCGAUGCGGAUCCUGCACUACCCACCCGCCAUUUCGACUGAGCAGCCCCAGUACGGAGCCAGCGCACACACUGACUUCGGUGCCAUUACUCUGCUGCUGCAGGAUGAGAGCCCGGGCCUGGAGGUCAUGGACUCCCGCACUGGAGCUUGGGUGCCUGUUCCGCCUAACCCGUCGGCAUAUGUGGUCAACAUUGGUGAUAUGCUCAGUCGUUGGACGCGCGACGAGUACGUCAGCAGUGUUCACCGGGUGAUUAACGGUAACCCUUGGGAUCGGUAUAGCAUUGUCUUCUUCUUUGAUGGUAAUGCGGAUACCGAGCUGCGGGCGCUGGAUGGUAGCGAGGCUAAUGAGCCGAACCCAUUGACACCCGAGAAACACAUGCUGCGCCGUAUUACCGAGAGUUAUGGCAAGAAGUGA